Terrapene triunguis (Three-toed box turtle) is the source of this 2841-nucleotide messenger RNA. It is a transcript of the gene LONRF1, whose product is annotated as LON peptidase N-terminal domain and ring finger 1. The transcript is spliced from 12 exons. The record is from RefSeq and is a predicted model, not a curated record. Gene Ontology annotation, molecular function: protein binding. Bases 36 to 2258 code for a protein of 740 amino acids. NCBI's taxonomy places the organism in Eukaryota, Metazoa, Chordata, Testudines, Emydidae.
ACGGCGAGCGGGGCAGGGUGGGGGCUCGCAGCAGGAUGGCGUCGUCGUCGUCGGUGGUUGUGAGCUCGGAGGGGUCCCCGGAGCCAGGGGGCAGCGGGUGGCCCCGCGGGGAGCCCGAAGGGGAGCAGGAGCGGCUGCUGCGGCGCGGGGAGCUGCUGGCCCUGGGGAACCACCUGAAGGAAGCGCUGGAGACUUACUCGGCGGCGCUGCGUCUCGGGCCGCCUGCGGGACCCCGCCGCCUCGAGACCCUUGUGGACUGUCUGGUGCUGAACUACCGCCUCCGACAGGGGCUGGACUGGAGCCGGGACCAGGGGGCCCGGGACCAGGGAGGCGGCGCGGCCGCAGGGCCGCUGACCUGCUGCGGCUGCCGGGGCUUCCUGGGCGAGCCGGUGACCGCUCCGUGCGGGCACAGCUACUGCCGCCGCUGCCUCCGGAGGGAGCUGCGCUCCCGCUGCCGCCUGUGCCGGGACCUGCUGCUGCCGCCGGCCGGGGGUGGCACCGCCGCCCAGCUCCGGACCAGCGUCGUCCUCAGCCAGUUGGCGGAGAAAUGGUUCCCGGCCGAGUGUGAGAGGGCGCGGACCGGCAACCUGCUGGGGGAGCUGCUGAGCCAGGGGCGCUUCCGAGAGAGCCUGAGCGCCGCCAGCCAGGCCUUGCAAGCAGAUCCCAGUGACUUGAUGUUAAGAGUUUACAGAGCUGAAUCAUAUGCUGGCCUCCAAGAGUUUAAAACAGCCAUAGAAGAUCUAAAUUUUAUCAUCUCUAAAAUGUCAAAUUGGCCAGAGAUUUACUUCAGGAAAGCAAAAGUGCUUCAUGAUGCUGGGUUUGUAGGUGAUGCCUUACAACUGUUCCUACAGUGCUUAUCCCUUGAUGAGGAUUUUGUUCCAGCAAAGCUAGAAGUGGAAAAGACAUUGUGUGAUUUGCUGUCACCAGAAAAUGUGAGAGAGAGUCUGAAGGAAUCUGCUUGGACUUCACCUCAUAUUCGAAAUAAACCUUUUACACUUGGUUCUGAAAUGGAAGAGGCUGGCUGUAAUCUGCAGCUUUGUCCAGAGCAGAAUUUAGGAGUGCCAGAGAUAACAGGGGAGUCUUUCAGAGGAAGCCUAAAUCGUGUACAAUCUUCCCAUGCUCUUAACUCAACAGAAAAUCUUGCUAAAGGAGAUGGAUUAAAAAGGGUUUCUUCUGAACCUCUGCUUUCUAGCCAGGAAAAAGGUGCUCUCCUAAAAAGAAAGCUUUCCCUUUCAGAACAGGAUGCAAUAGUGUGUGAAGAUGGAAGAAGCAAACAUAAAAAACCAGGAGAAACUACAAAAAGGGACACUCCACAAACCAGUGAAAAUGCAACAGUUCCACAGCACUUAAUUGAUGUGGCAGAUUUUGAGUGCUCUCUGUGUAUGAGGUUAUUUUUUGAGCCGGUGACAACCCCUUGUGGACAUACCUUCUGCAAGAAUUGUUUAGAACGCUGUUUAGACCAUGCCCCACAGUGUCCCCUAUGUAAAGAGAGCUUAAAAGAGUAUUUGGCAAUUAGGAAAUACAGUGUCACAGUACUACUGGAAGAAUUAGUGGUGAAAUAUCUGGCUGAUGAAUUAUCUGAGAGAAAAAGAAUUCAUGAUGAAGAAACUGCUGAACUCUCAGACUUGACCAAGAAUGUUCCUGUGUUUGUUUGCACUAUGGCAUACCCCACUGUGCCUUGCCCUCUUCAUGUGUUUGAGCCAAGAUACCGAUUGAUGAUUCGCAGAAGUAUGGAAACUGGGACUAAACAAUUUGGGAUGUGUAUCAGUGACCCUCAAAACAAUUUUGCAGAUUAUGGUUGUAUGCUGCAAAUUAGGAAUAUUCAUUUCCUACCUGAUGGGAGGUCUGUUGUUGACACAGUUGGUGGAAAGAGAUUUAGAGUUUUACGAAGAGGGAUGAAAGAUGGCUAUUGUACUGCAGACAUCGAAUAUUUGGAAGAUAUUAAGGUUGCAGAUAAAGAAGAGCUGAAGAAUCUGAGAGCGCUUCAUGACGUGGUAUACAAUCAGGCUUGUGGCUGGUUCCAAAGCUUGAGAAACAAAUUUCGCAGCCAGAUCCUUCAGCACUUUGGGCCGAUGCCAGAGAGAGAGGAAAACCUACAGGCAACACCUAAUGGACCGGCUUGGUGUUGGUGGCUUCUAGCUGUCCUCCCUGUAGACCCCAGGUAUCAGAUCUCGGUUCUCUCAAUGAUGUCUUUGAAAGAACGUCUAAUCAAAAUCCAACAUAUACUCACAUAUUUUUCUAGAGACCAGUCCAAGUGACUAACCGCCUGGAUCUUCCUGAAGAGUUACUCUUUUCUGGUUGUAAUCACAGCUGGAGUUUUUGCUGCUUUUGCACGUCUAGUGCUGGUUUGAAAAGUGUGAUGAAACUGCUUCCUCCCCCCUGCCAACUUCCUGAACCAUCUGAUUCUUCAAAUGGGCACUGUCUUCAACUAGAAGGAUAGACCACUAAAGUUGCGCACACAAAAAUCAAUCCAGCCACAGAACAUGGAAAAACUCUACAUGAUUUGCACUACGUAUGAGACAGUCAUGCUAAGACUUGAGAAUUUAUUGCCACUGACUUUUUAAAGCUGUGGGAAAUGCAAGACUUAAGGCUGACAGUCCAAGUUUACAGCAUUAAGAAUGCAUUUUUUUUGCAAAUAAGAGCUUGCCUCAGAUACAACUGUCCUGUUGCUAUUUGCACAAAUAUUUGAAAUAUAGUAUUGAAUGUUGCUGUUGGAAAUUACUGCUCUUGCUGAACUGUCUUGACUAUGGCACAGAUUCUUAUAAAUAUUUGCAUCAUAGAACAAGUGACCUGAAUUAUGAUGAAAUUAGAGCUGGUUUUAAGGAACAACUGCCAAAAAAA